Lottia gigantea (owl limpet) is the source of this 1223-nucleotide messenger RNA. RefSeq lists its product as hypothetical. The transcript is spliced from 3 exons. The record is from RefSeq and is a predicted model, not a curated record. Lineage: Eukaryota; Metazoa; Mollusca; Gastropoda; Lottiidae. The coding region runs from base 136 to 1113 and encodes 325 amino acids.
CUAUUAUGUGAUAUUAUACUAGGCUAUUUAUACCCGACCCCAAUUAUGUUGUAUACAGGCAACGCAUAUAACAACAUGGCGAUUUCAAGGAAACGAAUGACGUUUUCCUUAUGACUAAAGUGUUCACUGAUUUAAAUGGCUGCAAGCAGUCCAGGGAAGGAUACUAAAUGUUGUUCCUACCUAUGUAGACCACGAGUUUUGCUGACGUUUGGUGUUCCUCUCCUAGUACCAUCAGUAAUCCUGGUCGCAAUAGCAUUUGUUUCAUUUCCUGACUUUGGAGUAAUUCAUAUCUGUGGGAUACUUUUACUUACUCUGUCCAUUGUUUGUAUAUCUUUUGGUGUUUUGAUAUUAGUGUGUGGUAGACUUCAAAGGAAAAUGACACCCCAGCCUGAGAAAAUGCCUGUUGACGAACCUUGUGUCGAAGUACCGAACCAGGAAUUGCCAAGGGUGGAUGGUAAAAGAAAUAGGACUCUUCGCAAGUCUUCGAGACAAAGACAUUCAAAUGGAUCUGUCAAAAAUAAAGAAUCUCCUAGAAAGACUAGACCGAAGAGGAAAAAUUCUCGAGGAGUCAAGGAUGCCAUAAUAAAUAACUCAGUUAAACUUCCGACUGUAAAUGAAGACAAUGAAGGAGAGAGAUUAAGGAUACUUAGUGCUGGAGGUGUGUCAAGAAAAUCUUUACCAACUUUACCUACUGAAAUACUCGUUGAUGCCAACUCGUCAACACACACACCACGAACAUCUGAAUCUCGUCAAACAUCUCUUACUCGUAGAACGUCUAUGUCUGUUCCUCGUGUGGAAGUGUGGAAAGAACAAACUAUAUUGUCUGCUAGUAGUGAACUCAGCAUUUUAUCCGAUUCUUCCAUAUUUUUUACUCAAGAUGUGGAACUAACACCAGUGGAAGUGUUGGAACAAAAUGCCCGCUUUUUAUCGUUCCCGGUGAAUCCCCCACCUAGGUCCCUAUCAUUAACCAAUAUGUUAGAAGGAUCAAGCUCUGAUAAUACAGAUAUGGACAGUAGAAGAAAAUCUGGCAGUAUUAGUGAUGAAACUUCGUUUAUUUUAUCAGAUGGCUUAGCUAAAACCCAACCAAUUACCAACAGUGAAUUGGAACAUUGACGAACGUUGUUAGUUAGUUGAAGGAAAUUGUUAAUUUUUUUGCAUUUGUUUUUAUUUAAGAAUAAAAUUUGUUAUUGUGUCUCUGUCCUUUACGAAUAAAAAUCUCACUG